AUGUCGGUCAUAGACUUGUGCUCCAGCGACGAAGACGAUGAGCCAUCACCACCAAAGUCGGCAUUGAGUAGCUUUGCACCACGUAAGGAGAAAUUCACCGGUACUGGAAGCACGAGCGGUCAAAAUGGCAGCGUUGGGAAGGCCGAUGGACCUCAGCGACCUCAGCAGAGCCAUUCCAACAACGGUACACCACGAGCCCAGCAGGCACAGCCGAAUGUCUUCCUGCCAGCGAGAGCCAAUGGCCACAGUGUGGGCUUCGUAAAUGGAUCCGUCGGGGACAGCAGUUAUAAUGUGUCGCACAUACCACGAGCCAGCGAAGAGACGCGACAGAACAAUUCAAAUGGCGAGAGAAGAGGUUCACACCACAACGGCUCACCAGGAGGAGCUUCGCUGGCUGCACUGCUAGCGGGAGUCGCAGCGAACGACAAUGCUAGCCUCGAACAAUUGCGCUCCAGCAUGGGCAAGCGAGGCUUUGGGUCUCCGCAGGCAGAGCAGCGAAGCAGUGGUGGAAUCGACAAAGAUCAGCGGUACAAAGAUCGCCGGGUGUCACAAGUGCCUGUUAGGGAGAACGCAGUUCAUAAGGCACAACCAAGGAAGUCCGACGCGCAGGUCGUGUUGAAGCAGCCACUUCAGCGAUCUGCUGCAGCUGGCCCAGGUUCUGGCGACACAUCUGGCAGACCAUGGUCAGGUAGCAAUCCAUCCCCCAUUUCAGCUGGGAAGCCGGCAUCAAUACCUCAACGACCGGAUUUUAUACCGCGGGCCAACACUUCCAACGAGGAUUCGUACUCCGGUGCUGGUCUGAUGACCGUAGCCGCAGCGCCUGGAGUUACAGGCGUUCAACAAAACUUCAAACGGACUGUCGCAUCAAUUGACCCUUACCAAGCUAUUGAGGCUGCUAUCAAGCGUCGCAGGACCGACGAUGGUGCCAAUGCGGCUCAGAAGAGUUUCAAAGUUACAGACAUCGACCCAAAGACUCGACCAAGCUCAGUCGACAAGACUGAUCCCUUCGGCGAAAGAGUCUCAUACUCUGACGAGCCGGAUCUGCCUGCCCCUAGGCCAUUCCAACGCACCGUCACGAGCAUCCCACGGUCUGCAGCGGACCUCCCACGAGCUGUUAGCACGGUGGCUAAAUCCUCCUUGGAUAAAGAACUGGAAGCACAAAUUGCCAUUAACGCGGCCACCCUGAGGACGUCUGACUCGGAUCAUAGUUUAUCAACGACCAGAGAUGAUGCCCCAGUGGUGUCCCCCGCCGGGCUCGUCACAGCGGCCACUGGUAAACGCAAUGCACCUUACACGAUUGAGGACCGGAGACUGUUGAAGCGUCUGAAGGAGGUGGAUGGUCUUUCAUGGGACGAGAUUAUCUCCUACUUUCCGGGACGGUCUCUAGGCUCUGUUCAAGUCCAUUACUCUACGAAAGUAAAGGGACAACGACUAGAACCUGCUCAGAACGUUCCUACACGACCUCAAAGGAUCGCUCCUCCUGUGGUCAGACCGACUGUGCCCAAGCAGAACAUCAGAAAACCUUCGCCGGAGCAGCGUGCAGCACCUGUUCGCAAGCGAGGCGCUAGGGUCGGAGGCCCCUCUGCCAUCGAUGGACUUGUCUCCUGGGCCUCUGUACGCAAUGCUGGCCGGGAGAUCAUAGAAUCAGCAGCGACUGCUAUGAAGGACGGCGACAUGUCUCAUCCCAAUUACUUGCUCAAACAAGACCUGAUCCAUCCAAAUUCAGCGUCUCGUGCAUUGCGGAUGCGUGAGCUUGGCCUUACCGGUAUGCGUGCUUGGGGUACAUCGGUGCGAGGGGUUACUGAGGAGCUGAAGAACCACGUCGUGAAGUCUCAUAGCAUCCAGAAGCAAUAUCACGGCACGUCCGGUGACGUUGUGGCAUUGUCAUGGUCGGCCAACGAUGAUCGUUUCGUGGCGGGUUCCAUCGCCAUAUCUGAUGCCACGAGUAUGCAAUACAACAUGUCAAGGAACCUCCUCAUCGGCGAUGCAAAGGGUGGCGAGCUGCGUGAACUUGUGGAACACCAUGUACAUCGCCCACUCGUUGACAACGAGAAGAAUGUGAACGGCCUACACGCGAUGCGAGAGACGCAGGAUCCUAGGCUGUUCCUCACAGUGACGGCUGCUGGUUUCUCUCCAAAGGGCGACAGACUGUACACGGCCGGCACCGACCAACAUCUCAGGAUGUAUGCUACAAAGAAGGAUCUGUCAGGAGUCACCUGCAAGUAUGCAGUCCCGCACACUGCAUCUGUGGACUUGUUGUCCGUGCGCGCUAAUAGCGCGGUGGCUACAGGAUGUCAUGCAGCGUCCAGUUGUGUCAAAGUCUUCAACUGCUCCAGAUGGGAUUUCAGCGAACGCAUAUCAUUCUCGCCAUCGCGCAGCAACUUGGAUGUCUCGGUGCCGAUCUACCCUUCUGCUCUGAAAUGGGGACAAGCACAUCACCACAGCAAUUACCUCUUAGCAGGCUUUGCGGGCGAUGAGGAAAAGGCCCACGCCGGUGAAACUUGUCUGUGGGACGUGACGACAGGUCAGUCGGUGGAUCUGCGAACAGCUACCCGCAACGUCUUCGAUGUGGCCUGGAAUCCAUUCCCAAGUUCUGCUUCGGUCGCUUUCGCUGUGGCCGCUUUGUCGACUGGAACUCAAGUUAGCAAAGGAACCCGAGGCGUAGUGCAUCUGUUUGCACCUAACCAACAGUAUGCGAGGAGGGUGAAGACGCUCGAGUGCAGAGCACGUGAUCUCAAUGAUGUUGUGUUCUGUCCGCACGAUGAUAAACUGGUGGCUACUGGAUCUGCAGAUGGAACAGUCUACAUCUGGGAUCUACGAGCAUCGGUGGACGUACCAUUGCAUACUUUGAAUCAUGGCAGUUCCGUGCUCGUGGAGGACUCUCCUGAUACUGGCGUUCGGUUCCUCUCGUGGGGUGCUACUGCCAGCCGACUCUACUCUGGUUCGUCAGACGGCAUCGUGAAGGUAUGGAACCCAUACCGUUCAUCAGACAACACCCACAUUGAAGACAUCGCGGCUCCUUCGCACCAACGUUCUGCUGUUAUGUCGGCGGCUUUCAACUCCGACUACCGAGAACUGCUGGUGGGCACGGAGAAUGGCCGUAUCGAUCUCUUCAGUAUCGGUGGCCAGACCAGAGCUAAGCCGCAGCAUUUCAAGCUCCACACUGCACCUCCACCUAGACAAAAGCGACAGGAGCCGUUUGAAGCUGCUCGCUCACUGUUGGCGACCGGACAGAUCGAGCUACGGCCUUGUGGCUCGAUGCCGUUUCGGCAGGCAGUGCAGGGGCCAAACUACAGUGGACCUUUUCUGGCGCCACCUGCGGACGAGACAAUGCAGGCGGAGGCGACGUACCAAGAUGCUCUGACCGCACAACACGAAGCAAGCAUGAAGUCAGCCGCCCGAAUGGCCGAUCCAGGUGACGAUGAGGAUCUUUUGAAAGCUAGCAAGAAAGUCCACGAAGCUCAGAGGACCAUUGACGAUCUCCAAGAGCGGCUUGAGCAUUUCACCUUUGCACAACCGAAAGCCGAGCAGUUCCAACGUUCCUUACUGAGAGCAGAGGAAGCGCACAACGUGUUGACGGCCCUAGCCCACGAUACUGCUCCAUGCAGUCUUGAGUGCAAUUUCCUGCCCUCCGCGGAUGAACGCGAAGAUUCUGGUCGCUCAGAGCUUCGCAUUCCUGGUACACUCCGCGCCAUGGACCUCAACGCGGCUCGUGCCAAGGACGAAGAGCUAGAUGAUGCUUGUGCAAUGUGUUUUCCAAGAAAUGUCCUCGUCAUGAACAAGCAUCCGGUGCGAAUCCACUGCGCCUCCUGCUCGUUGAAGAGAGCCAACUUGAAUACAACAUGCAGUCGAUGCUCUGCGCCAGCUCGCGCGGAGAUUGACAAGACGAAGCCCACGCUGUGUGAGCGAUGCUCCUUUCCUUGCUUCCGAUGUGGUCAGACAGCGAAUCUUGAGACCAAUCCAGAUGGCGUGAACGUCGUCACGUGUCCGCACUGUGCUCUUGUUUGGGAGGCAGAUGUUCUGGGCUACAAGCUUGUCUCAUCGACUGGUAGAGGGCAAAUACGGCGUCGCUUGUCACCUGAGGGCUUUCCUGAUAGAAUUGGCAGGCACUGGGAUGGUUUCGCAGAUGAUGAGCGUGAGCAUUAUGCUUCCUUGUGGGAGGAAACACCACAGGAUCAGUGGCUGUAG
Messenger RNA from Fulvia fulva, 4188 nucleotides. Its product is annotated as Rik1-associated factor 1. Bases 1 to 4188 code for a protein of 1395 amino acids. The record is from RefSeq and is a predicted model, not a curated record. Gene Ontology annotation, biological process: regulation of actin cytoskeleton organization; TOR signaling. The transcript has a single exon. Gene Ontology annotation, molecular function: protein binding. NCBI's taxonomy places the organism in Eukaryota, Fungi, Ascomycota, Dothideomycetes, Mycosphaerellales, Mycosphaerellaceae. Gene Ontology annotation, cellular component: TORC2 complex; TORC1 complex.